AUGGUUCAAUUUGCCUUUAUUAACGACAUCACUUGGUUGAAAAUCGGCAUUUUCGUCACACCGCCGCCGUACCCGGGCUAUACGUCCUAUUUGGGGUCAAUUCAACGUCUUCGGAACGGCGAGGUCAUGUUCUGUCCGUAUGGUGAAAGUAUCGCAGACCAGUUAGAAGACAGCCCUAUCACCGACUACGAUACAAGUACAACUCCUGACGAGGAUUCAUUCACAGCAAUCUCAGGACGUCACAGUCCACCACUAGCAUCUCCUGAAAACGACUCUGAAUAUCAGUUAGAAACGGAACUACCGUCGAAGAAGACUUCCCAGGUAGCAUCGGCGUCGUCCGGCUACGGAUCGUCAUCAGCAUCGGGCGAAUCCGAUCAGGAGAUCAGCGAACGGGUGUCCCUGAAGGGUUCGGUUCAGUACGGAUCAUCGUUAAACCGUGUAGGACGGAAGGAUCGUCAGAUUGAUCGAUGGCGACGACGUACUUGUCCAGUAUCACUCCAGAAGGUCUUCGAUGAGGAUGUGAUGCGAAUUCUUCAGAAGGACGGGCAUGUGGUGCUCGUAGAGACAGAUGUACUUGGAGCAGUUUUGCUGAAACUACAAGACGAUGGGGCUGCUGCCACCUUUUGGGCAGCACAGGUGCAGCAGUUCGAUGAAGUUCGUGGAGACCACGCUGUUGCUCAGGGUAUCAGGACGGAACAUCAGUAG
Molecule: messenger RNA, 705 nt
Organism: Haemonchus placei
Lineage: Eukaryota; Metazoa; Nematoda; Chromadorea; Rhabditida; Trichostrongylidae
Source: the annotation of a GenBank genome assembly